This is a messenger RNA of Callorhinus ursinus (northern fur seal), 1233 nucleotides long. It is a transcript of the gene SIT1, whose product is annotated as signaling threshold regulating transmembrane adaptor 1. Gene Ontology annotation, cellular component: plasma membrane. Gene Ontology annotation, biological process: T cell homeostasis; regulation of T cell activation; signal transduction. Lineage: Eukaryota; Metazoa; Chordata; Mammalia; Carnivora; Otariidae. Gene Ontology annotation, molecular function: kinase binding. The record is from RefSeq and is a predicted model, not a curated record.
CAGGGAGGGGUGAGAGUAAAGGGGCCUGCAGCAGCUAUCAGGCCAUAAACCAGGCUGACCCCUCAGCGCAAGGCUUGCAGGCUCAGCUCCCAGGUCAGCAGUCAUGAGCAGAGGUGACAACAGCACAGAACUGCUAGUGCCUGGAAUCCCCACCGUGACCCAGGCCUGGGGACUAUGGGCCCUCCUAGGGGCUGUAAUGCUGCUGCUUCUCAUCUCAGUGGCUGCGCACUUGUUCCGAUGGGCUAGCAGCCAGAGCAGGAGCCGUCCGGGACAGGGACGCUCUGGAGAAUCUGUGGAAGAGGUCCCCCUAUAUGGGAACCUGCCUUAUCUUCAGACUGGUCGGCUGGCUCAAGAACCAGGGCCAGACCAGCAAGAUCCGACUCCUAGACGCCCCGUCUCGGCUGCAGAGAAAGUGAUGUGCUAUACCAGCCUGCAGUUGCGGCCUUCUCAGGGCCAUAUCCCCAGCCCCGGAACCCCCAUCAAGUACUCAGAGGUGGUGCUGGAUUCUGAGCCAAAACCCCAGGCCUCGGGCCCUGAGCCGGAGCUGUACGCCUCAGUGUGUGCCCAGACCCGCAGGACGCGGGCUUCCUUCCCAGACCAGGCCUACGCCAACAGCCAGCCUGCACCCAGCUGAGAUGGAAGGGCUGGCAGAGUGGGACAAGCAUCGCCCCCAGCCUCCUCUGCUGCAGGGGUUACUGCUACCCUGCCCUGGCAUGACUGUUUCCCAACCACCCCCCAAAGACAGGUAGCCAAGGUCCAGUCACAGGAGGUCAUGUUUCCCAAACUUCCCCUCUAAGCCGUGAGGGAGACAUCUCAGGGGAACAAGUAGGUCCCCAGUUUCUUGGGGAUGGAGGAAACAAAGGCAGUGGCCCCCAUUCCAUCUCGCUCUCUCUUUCCUAUCUUUUCCUCUAAGGCCCCAAGCUCCCCAGUUUCUCACUUCCUCCUCCUUGUGGAUUUUAACCAGAUCCUCUCUGCUCCAGCUCCCUUAAAGUCUGCCCCUUCGGUGUCCCCUCAGAUACAGGAAGUGAGCAGUGGUGGAGGGGGUAAGAGCCUGAGAGGAGAAGGGUGGGUAUACGCCUUGGGAGCCCACAGUCUGGAGGGAUCCUGGAACCCAGCGACCUGAGGAACCCAAGCCUGGCUUCUUAUCUGAGAACCCUGGCUGGAGAAUACCAGUCUACAUCCUGCUCUGUUAUGUCCCCAAGUUUUCAAAUAAAACUUCUCAGAAAGUGUUUA